Molecule: messenger RNA, 6206 nt
Organism: Tachysurus vachellii
Lineage: Eukaryota; Metazoa; Chordata; Actinopteri; Siluriformes; Bagridae
Product: microtubule-associated protein tau-like
Exons: 14
Coding region: 73-2586 (837 amino acids)
Biological process (GO): neuron projection development; microtubule cytoskeleton organization
Cellular component (GO): neuron projection
Molecular function (GO): microtubule binding
Source: RefSeq, a predicted model, not a curated record
GGUGCACCUGACCGUGAACAGAGACAAGCGCAUCAUUCCUGUUUUAAAACAUUUCAGCGCCUGACAAAGACAAUGGAUUUUAAAGGUGACAUUCAUACAAAUGGAGCUCCUAAGUCUGGCCAGGACAAUCUUUUAAAGAAAGAUAAUAUGCCUACCCUAGAGGCAAGAAGUUUUGACAUUAAAGUUGGUAACCCCAUUGAUAAACUUGAUGGGAAAAAAGAAGGACAGAUUGGGAGUCAGUGCCAAGGGUCUCUGGCAGAAAAAGGCUUUGGUCAGAUCUGUAACACUGACGUGUUUGGUUUCACCCAGCAAGGAAUGAAUACAACUGCUAAUAUGAAUGUGGCCCCCUUUCAGUCCACUAAACCUCCCACAAUGGAUGAAUCUCAGAAGACAUCUAUCCUACAUGCUAAUGAACCACCAAAACCUUUCCUGGCCCCCAGUAAACCAUCUGACACAAUCACUCACAAUAUCUUGGACAAACCUGCAGGUCAGGCCAUGCACACCCAUUCUCUCAACAAGGCAGAGCAGAGUCCCUCAGAACAUUUGGGUUAUCAAGGGUUUCUGCAUAAAGAUGCCACAUCAGAUGAAGGGCCCAAUGAGGCUAUACAGCAGAAGAGGAAAAAAAGUGAAACUAGUGAAGAGGCAUGUGGUCUCCUGGAAAGCCUCAGAUCUCCUGAGAAAACCAAAUCAAAAAGCUCUAGCCAAGAAGACUGUUCACCCCCUGGUAAUGGUGAGACCUGGAAGAGUGAAAUUCGAGAGUGGGGUGGUGGACGGAUCCAGGCAAAGAAAAGUAAGAGCAGAAUGAAGCUCCCUGAUGAGUGGGCCAGUUUACCAAAUACAGGGAGCCCCUCGCUUCCUCCUGACCCAAAUACAGCAAAGGAUAUAGACAGGGAAAUGCUUGUUCCUGACAUGUAUGAGGCCAAAAACCCUUCUAGUACUUUUGUUGAAGAAGAAAGUUUAUUACCUUCUUUCACAACUGCACUUCAGUCGGCCAUCCCAGCAACAAUAAGUCAGGGGAAUGCCAGCUUACUUUCUGACAACCAUGGUCUAUCCCAGAGCAAUCAAGUGUUGACCCCGAAUUUCACCUCUGACUUUGAAACUACUGUACAUGCCAUCUCUAGCCCACAUGCAGACUCCAAAACAUUCAAGAACAACUCAUCUGUAAGUGAUCCCUCCCCAUCAGACACUUCCAGCACUGUAGUAAGCCAAAAUCCUGCAGAUCCUGCUCCCCAAACAAAGCAUCAGGAACCACCACUGGCAAAGUCCCACCAAGUGAAAGAAGAAAACAUUGCUAAAGAGAAGACAGAGAAAAUUGAUGCUUCGUCUAAGACACUUGUAAAAGUAGACAAGCUUGAAAACACAGAAAAGACUGACAUCAAGAACGUGGACAAUAGACAGGUAGAGAAACAGGACUCUCAAACUGAGAAGAAUGGAAAAGAUAAGAAAAAGGAUAAUAUUGAAGAGACAAAAAAGGAAGUAAAGGAAGAGAAGAAGAAUGGCAGUGAAAAAGUGGACAAGACAGUCAAGAAUGAGAAGAAUGUGAAGGCUGCCAAAGAGACCAGCAAACCCACUGCAGCAAAUGAAACUAAAGAUUUGAUCAGUCCUGAUAAAGUCAAGUCAAAUAAACAAAAUUCAGCAAAACCAAGCUCACAUUCCACUGGAGAAAAUUCUGGUUCAGCAAAUAAAAAAGGCCCUGUGGCUAAAAAAACAUCUCCAACUGGCACCAAGAAGCCUGCUGGCAUUCCUUCUACCUAUGAGGCAAAGACACCUGAGAACAGUACACUGACCCAGAGGAAGCCUCCAGUUCCAAAGUUUAAUGGGGCAUCAGCUCCAAAAGCUUCUUCUGGCACCAAGACCAGUAACUUCUCAGUUAAACCCCUAAAAACGACUCCUACAAAUGCAACCAGUGCACCAGCAACACAAGCUAAGGAUGGGACCUCAGCCUCUCGGGCCUCCCGUAUCACCAAACCUCCUGUGCCCAAGCAAGUACCCCUGCCAAAGAAGCCCCCAGUUCCACGAGCACCGCGCAGUGCUCGGAUUCCUACCACACCCCUGCCUGAUCUAAAGAAUGUGUCCUCAAAGAUUGGCUCCACAGACAACAUGAAGUACCAGCCUGGUGGAGGCAAGGUUCAACUAGUACACAAGAAAAUGGACUUCAGCCACAUUACCUCCCGCUGUGGAUCCAGGGACAACAUCAAGCAUGUCCCCGGAGGAGGAAACGUUCAGAUUCUGAACAAAAAAGUUGAUUUAAGCAAAGUGACCCAAAAAUGUGGCUCCAAGGACAACAUUAACCACAAGCCAGGUGGUUGUAAUGUAAAGAUUGAAUCUGAGAAGAGCAAGUCCAAAACAGGAUCAAUGGACAAUGUUGGACAAGAGCUAGGUGGUGACCACGCUGAGGUUGUAAAGGUUCAACAGAAAUCGGAAGGAAGCCCCCCUGCUCCUGAAAACCCACCAAUUCAGACCAAUGAAGGGAUGAAAGAGAAGGGUCUAAAAGAGAGCUCUCCUGUACCCCCAGCUGUACCCUGUGAAGGACAGGGACUCUCGAUUUCUCAAAGUCAAGCCAAACACAUCCCUGCCAUAAACUGAAUCCUACAGGCUGAGCUUCCAAGGGGAGCUUACACAAAACCGUGGCACCAGUAUCAUCUCCUGGUCCCUUCCUGAGUGGCAACCACCUUUCACCCACAAUGAAUUCGCAGUAUUUCUCUGAGGUCUAGUCUCCUUCCUCUUAACCUAGCCUGUUGCAUAUAGUAGCCUGGGAAUGGGCUUGAAACCAGCACACUAGCGCAACAAAAGCCGAACCUUUUAACACAUCACCUAUAUAUCACCUUUCUCUCUCACCGUUAUCAUCUACUUUUCUUUUUCCUCAGAUACAUACAGAUUUUAUCUCAAUUCAAGGCUUCGGCAGGGUUUCAGAGCUAGCUUGGUUUCAGUGUGCAGUGCCUGAUGGAAGCCAUAUUAGCCUCAUACUGCUAACUACAUAGAAACAUGCUUACUUCUUCUUUUCUUCCCGUUUAAGAAAUGAAAUUCAAGGGUCAAAAUAAUCAAAAGUUAUGGUAUCAAGUGGAGGAAUCUUACAAUAGAAAUGAUGCCUUGCCCAACAUUAAAUUUAAUUUAGCAAAAAUAACGAUGGCAAAAUAUAUGAAAUGGCCUAUGAAUGUGAAUCUACCAGACUAAAAUGAGCUAAACCAGACUAAAAUUACCAGAAUAUUAAUCAAUUAUAUUAACACCCCAGGUUUACACUGAGCCAGGAUUUUCUAUGGCUGCCCAUUGCCCAAUGUAAACUCCCAUGCAGUCACUAAGGAGCCUGUAUUGUACCUGUCCAAGUAUGCUAAAGUAAAUGUUUGCCCCAUCCAAAAUGAGGAAAUCAUACCACUCAAAUUUUGGACCAGUGAGACAGGUGCACUUUUACUAUGUGUUUACAUUAUUUUAAUAACAAUCCAUAAUUUUAUGCCAAAAUGUUUGGAAAUUUCUAAACAGAAAGGCAUUUCUCUUUACAACAUGAACAUAUUUACUGUAGUGCAGUGCAGUGAAAAAAAAAAUUCACAUACAGCAGGCAAAUACUUUAAUAUUGCUCAAUGAGAAUACAAAAUCAGUACUUCCCCUGUUGAGGUGAAAGAUCCACGAUAAUUUAAGUGCAGAAUCUGAAUAUUUUGAAUAUAAAGUAUUUGAAUAUAUUUCAUUUUCAUAUCAAAAGCCUAACAUUUAUUUUACCCAGUGUAGUUAAAAGAGUCAUGACCUCAUAGACUCAAAGUCAUGAACUCUUCAGUGAAAGUCUUUUUUAAAAUAGGACACAAUACGCUAUGAAGCACAAUAUGGAGUUAUGAAAUAAUAGACAUUUGGGAGAAAGUCCAUGGCUGACACGUUACCAUCGUCAGACAAUAUUUCUGCGCUAACCCCCUUUCUCCUCCCCACUUUUCAGCCAACCCCUACACAAAAGGGGCCUAGCAAUCUAGAGCAAAGCAGAAUAGCAAGUUCUCAAAGUUCUCCCAACUUCUACACUUCACUCAGUGGGAGGGUCCAUGUCACUUAGUUGAGGGUGUGAUCUGCACUCGCAAAAUUAAACAUGUGAUUAAAAAUCUCUUUCUUCACAAUGUGUAAUAUACUUUAUCUGGAUACAGUAUAAACAUCUAACGAAAUAAAUCAGUCCAGUAAAUGUGAAUUCUGCGUGAAUGUUCAGGCCUUGCACAAAGGACUCACUAUAAAGAUAUGUGUAUUAUUUAAUGUUUGUGAGAAAGCCUGUGGAUAUAAUUAGCAACAUUAAUAUUUAGUACUACGUGUACAUGCCUUUGUGCCUAGUGUGUGUGCACAGUGUGUGUACAGUGUGCAGUGGUCACAUGUAUUCAUGCAUGCAGCCAUGCUAUCUUUAUGAAUGGUCUCAUGAAUAAUGUCUUGUAAAAGAGGUAAUAUAAUAGCUGCACCUCAACAACACAUACACAUAAAGCAUUUGGUAUAUAGUUCCACUGACUGGCAAAAUACAAUGAAAAGGGUUUACUGUAUGUACUUUACACUAUUUUUCGUAUUAAUGAAACUGAAUACUUGUGCAACUUUUCUGUGUGUUUUUGGCUGAAUGGAUGCAUUACCACUAGAAGGCUGCCGAAAAAAUUCAAGGCAGUGUAUUGUUUUGAAUAUGUGUAGUAGAUACGACAAGACAAUCCAUUUUUUGGUAUUUUGUAAUGUGUUUUGUAGAUCAGCAUGCUUAGCAAACGUAAAAAAGCAAUAAUUUGUGUGCUUUAGAACGAACAUUUAUCACAAUUUAUUUGCCUCUUACUUUAAUAUUAUACAUUAAAUACAAAAACACUAACUCUCCAUAUGUUUAAAAUAAGCGCUUUUAAGCAGCACAACUCGAGAAUAACAUACACGUCCUGCUCUCUUCCUGAAAUACUGUUAUUUUGUUUGUUUGUAGACAGUUUAAGUGCUAUUGCUUUGCUUAUUCAGUCCUGAAAGCACAACAAAACAGUGAGGCACAGAAUUAAGACAGUGAUGAGUUACACAUUACUUCAUAAAUAUUCUGUGUAAACUUUGAUCAUUAAGUUAUAUUUGAAUCUGUUACAAAAACCUAAGCUUUGCUUUAGUAUAAGAAAUCAGGCAUGAUCUGUGUAAAUGUUUGAUGCAUUUUGAUAUAUUUCCUGUCAUUUUUUUUAAUCUCCUCUUCAACUGAGUUUACUUUAUUUAGUUGGGCCUAGUUUUCCAUUUCACCUACAAUAAUCGAACAAACCCACAAAUUCCCUUUGAGAUCGUCAGUUUGUGAUAUGUGAGUGUCACUGGUUAUGGAUGGACAUGUGCCCAUAAUUGGGAUCCUGUUUUCAAAUAUAUUCAUUUAUGAUAUAUUCACACCACUUAUUUAUACUGUACCGUGCUAUUGGUAAUUGAGAUACAUUUUUUCCCCAACCUGAGUGUAAUGCUGUUCAUUUGUGGCAGGUGAUUCUGACAAAUAGGAUAUAGCUAUAAGGACCAAGCAUUUUUCAGUAUAGCACAGCACCAGUUCCAGUUUUUGCACCCCUUGCCUCCAAGUUGUGCAUGUUGGGGUUUCUUUUGUUGAAUGAAUUGUAUUGUGUUUAGUAAAUGAUCAUUUCAGUGUUCCAACAGGGAUGUCAAAAGAAAAUGUUGUGUGUACAGCAGAAUAUGCAGCAGAAUAUGCUCAAGGCAUACAGAUUACUGACAAUUUAAAAUAUAAUUGAGUGGAGGAAAGGUGCACUUCUGAAAUAGAUAACCUUAAACAUUAUACAGCAAUAAUAAUAAUGAUACACGAUUUUGUCCCAGUUUGGAAUGUAAUUAAAUCGUUCACUAUAUGAUAAAAUACAGACACCUUACACAUGCAUGAUAAGGGUUACAGCAUAUUCCUCUUUUAAUAUCCACUCACCUGUUUAAAGGGGAACAUAUUAGGACUUAUGACAGGAAGAUGUGUCCUUGAGUGUCCUUUACAAAGCAGAUGGAGAAAUAUAGAGUAAAACUCAUCUUGAAGCCCAAGAAAUUUGGUUGCCAUCACCUGAUGCUUCUGAUGCAUAGAGUUUAAAGGUAUCAGUCAGUCAUUGUUGUCUGUGAUAUAAAACCAUGUGUCUCACAGUGGUUUAAGUAUAAAACAGUGGCAUUAGGCAGCUCCAGUAUGUGUAUGGGCUCGGUGUGUUUACUCACUAGUUAACUCUCAAUUUAAAAUGAGCUUUAGACAUCAGUCUUGUGCUGGGUGUAUUGAUUUGCCUAUUACAGUA